Equus quagga is the source of this 1555-nucleotide messenger RNA. RefSeq names its product KH RNA binding domain containing, signal transduction associated 3 (gene KHDRBS3). Gene Ontology annotation, biological process: regulation of alternative mRNA splicing, via spliceosome. Lineage: Eukaryota; Metazoa; Chordata; Mammalia; Perissodactyla; Equidae. The transcript is spliced from 9 exons. Gene Ontology annotation, molecular function: mRNA binding. The record is from RefSeq and is a predicted model, not a curated record. The coding region runs from base 1 to 1041 and encodes 346 amino acids. Gene Ontology annotation, cellular component: nucleus.
AUGGAGGAGAAGUACCUGCCGGAGCUGAUGGCGGAGAAGGACUCCCUGGACCCCUCCUUCACGCACGCUCUGCGGCUGGUGAACCAAGAAAUAGAAAAGUUUCAAAAAGGAGAAGGCAAAGAUGAAGAAAAGUACAUUGAUGUGGUGAUUAAUAAGAACAUGAAGCUGGGACAGAAAGUGUUAAUUCCUGUAAAACAGUUCCCUAAGUUCAACUUUGUGGGGAAACUUUUGGGUCCACGUGGCAAUUCUCUGAAGCGUUUACAAGAAGAAACCUUGACAAAAAUGUCCAUCCUUGGAAAAGGUUCCAUGAGAGACAAGGCAAAGGAAGAAGAGUUGAGGAAAAGUGGAGAAGCAAAGUACUUCCACCUUCAUGAUGAUCUGCACGUUCUCAUUGAAGUUUUUGCCCCACCAGCAGAAGCGUAUGCCCGAAUGGGACAUGCUUUGGAAGAAAUCAAAAAGUUCCUCAUUCCUGACUAUAAUGAUGAGAUCAGGCAAGCGCAGCUCCAGGAAUUAACAUAUUUGAAUGGUGGCUCAGAAAACGCAGAUGUACCAGUUGUUCGAGGGAAAUCCACUUUGCGUACAAGAGGCGUACCAACCCCAGCAAUAACCAGGGGAAGGGGAGGAGUCACAGCCCGGCCGGUUGGAGUCGGUGUGCCACGCGGGACGCCAACCUCCAGGGGAGUCCUUUCCACCCGAGGGCCAGUGAGUCGGGGAAGAGGACUGCUCACUCCCCGAGCAAGAGGAGUCCCCCCAACUGGGUACAGACCUCCACCGCCACCCCCAACACAAGAGACCUAUGGAGAUUAUGACUAUGAUGAUGGAUAUGGCACUGCUUAUGAUGAACAGAGUUAUGAUUCCUAUGAUAACAGCUAUAGCACCCCAGUCCAAAGUGGCGCAGAUUACUAUGAUUAUGGACAUGGACUCAGUGAAGAGACCUACGAUUCCUACGGGCAAGAGGAGUGGACUAACUCAAGACACAAGGCACCUUCAGUGAGGACAGCAAAGGGCGUCUACAGAGACCAGCCAUAUGGCAGAUACUGAUUGUACUGUCUGAUGUUGUGAAAUAGCCAAUCUGUGGCCACCAGUCCUGUAUACUGUUCAAAGUAAUUUUUUUCUAUGAACAAUCCCUUUUUAAAUAAAUCAAAAUGCUUAAAAUCUGAAUGGAUGGAACUUAAAACUACUUUGUUGAAACAUCAAUCUGGGCAGAAAAAAAAAAGACAUGUAAAAUUUUGUUAUUUCCAGUCUGUAUAUGAAAAAAUAGGUCAUCAAAAGGAAAAAAAAAUAACUUUGAUUAACUAGUGUUAAACAGAAAAAUAGGUUUACUAAAUAUGUUAAUCCAUCCUUUUAACAUAAGCCUCACCUUUCAUUUUAAAGGUUUCCAUAGAGUUUAGUUAUUUGAUCUUUCAGCCAUAUGCUAGUUUUUAUUUCUCUUGCCAACAUGCGUAAAAAGGGAAGCCAAUUACAAGUGCAAAUAAUGUGGUAUUCUUUUGUAACUCGAGUCUUGAAAUGUUCUGUAGUGUUAAGCAAAGUCUCCUCUUGCUUGAUACUAAAUAAA